Molecule: messenger RNA, 3105 nt
Organism: Porites lobata
Lineage: Eukaryota; Metazoa; Cnidaria; Anthozoa; Scleractinia; Poritidae
Source: the annotation of a GenBank genome assembly
AUGAUGGUUCCAGCCAAACAGGGACUUAUAGUCAACGUUUCAUCGCCAGGAGGAUUAAGAUAUGUCCUUAACGUUCCAUAUGGCGUUGGAAAAGCUGCAGUAAGUCGCACAAGUGUGUGCUCUUCAAAAAGAAAUCAAAGUCCAUGGCUCAUUUGUGCGGGCAUUCAGCGAAAUAUUUUAUUAUUCAUUCGAAGUAUUUCGCCGUUUCUGAUUGGCUCCAAUCAAGUAGUACUUACCAUAUUUGGAAGAUGCGAUCAAUAUACCAUAGAUUCGAUGGCAUAUUUUGAUUGGGAACGAGGUUGAUCGAUGGUAUAUUUGAUUAGGAAAGAGAAUCUGCUUGGGCACAAGUGAACUAUAAAAAAUUGGCGUUCACGGCCAUGACGAAAUAGCCGAAUUUCUGACUUGAAAAAAUGCCAAAAUACGUAAAACAAAUUGCUUGAUGGAUUUUAUUUACUUUUUGAAGAGUAUCUGCAAGAUAAAACAUUCUGUUUAUACCCUGGAACCGUUUCGAGUAAUAGGCCAAAGUUUUGGAGAAAAUCUACGAGAAGUUGUUAAGCAGAAAUUAUUUGAAUGAUGAUAAAACAAUUAUUUAAUUCGGCUAUCGUAUGAUGCGAAGAAUUAUGCAGAUCUCGGCCGUUAGCCUCGGUGGAUAACAUCCACAUUUUACACGGUUUAUUUGCGUUCAUUUUUUUGUUGUUUUUCAGUGUGAUCGAAUGGCCGCAGUCAUGGUUGUGGAGCUGAGGGAACAGAAUGUGGCCUGCGUUUCGCUUUGGCCUGGAGCUGUGUUUACUGAACAAAUCAAAGACCUUAUCUUUCAGCCAGAAAAUGAGAAGGUAAUUUUGGGAUUUGAUACAAAGACUACUUCUACAAUUCUACUGUUUACAAAAAAACGUUACAAAACGCGGAGGUAUAAAAUCAGCAACAUAAUUAUAAGAAACCUACACAGGGUGUGGGAAAGGCACUUAUGUCACAAUCUUGUAAGUUUCAAUUUCCAAAAAAUGCGUUAAUUUGCUAAUAAUUGCCCCAAAUAAGUCUGAAGCUCCCUUUAUCCAAAAAGCGCUUUCGUCUGAGUAGAUCGAGAUUAACCACGGCAACUACGUACGCAAAGGGUACGUUUCAGUGAACAAGAUUUUGUAUUUCCUGCGUCUGGAAAUUUUUGGUACUUGCCGUUUAAAAACAGAUGCGUUAAUCCGAAAUAAAGUUGUCCUGGUUUGUUCACGUGUCCCGGGAUUUUGAAUUCGGAAUCUAAAGUGAGCAUAUUUUUUAUUCGAAUGAAUGUUCUCAGAUAAACUGCAUGUGUGUAAACGUCUGCCAAACCAAAUACCUUUCAUGUGAUAAGUAAAUUUGUGAGAGAGAGAGACCUCACUCGCGUGAAAACCACAAAAGCGCUCCUUAACAAGUAAGCGCUAUUAACUAAACUUUUUAUAAUUUUUUUUUCGUAGUCAGUCAUAACACCUGACUUUUUCGUCAAAGCCGAGGAUGCAACAUUUUCAGGCAAGGCAGUAGCUUGGCUUGCUGCAGGUAUCAUUUCAGUCGCUUUAAAUUAACUAAAAUUAAUUUGAAUACUUAAUUAUCCACUCCCCUUAAGGGCUUUUCAGGGAUGAUAAAACAAGCAAUUAAAUGGAACAUGUCAUGGUUAUUAGGAAUCCCAGCUGGUAAGAUGGGCAAACCAGCUGACUCUUGACAAGCUCAGCCGAGGAUAUGAACUCGGGAAGGGAUGGGACGGGGCUAGGGCUCGAGACUUCCGGAUUACAAGUACGGCGCUGUAACCGCUCGUUCACGCUACCUGCUAUAUAUUUUAAAGUAUCUUUUAAUGCUCAAGUUAUGUAAUACAAAAAGCAUUUGUAAAACACAACGAUUUGUGGGCAUGAGAAAAAAAACUAGGUCUUCGGUGUGAUUUGGUUCAUAUGUCACUGGCUUCUACAUAAAGUAUCUUGUCAGCCUUAUCACUUUAUUUAACUCCUACACUGUCAAAUUAAGUGCAAAGAUUAGCUAAAUGUCCAUAGAUCGUUUUCGUCGACGUCAAAGUAGCCGUUAAAGCAAUUUCCUUGCCGUUCAACGACAACGUCGGCGCAAAAUACUUUAGUACCAAACUUGGCCAAGCUUCAAAACUAUACUCCCAAGUAUUGCACCUUAGCAAGCGGUAUGGUCAUGUGAUAAAAGGUCAGCGGAUUUCCUUAAUUUGACAGCUGUCAAUGACUUUAAUUUAACAUACUGUAAGAGAACGAUAGCAUUACAUUUUCAUUUCCAUGUGGCCGUUUUGUCAGGGCAAUUAUAAUUUACAUUUCAUGAAGCAGCUUAACGCAGGGAAACCACGACGGCAAAGAGGCAACGAGAACUCAAAAAAAUAAUAAUUUGCAAAAGUAAUUUGUUAAAGACGAAAAACGGCAGCUCUGCAUUUGGGCAAUUUGCAUUACAAAAUUUUUGUUACGCUUUCGCCUUGCCGUCAUUACUUGUCUACGAAGUGAAAUGACGACAUUAAAUUGUUUAUGGCGCGCGAAAUCACAAGAUGGCGUAUUUCUUUUCCUUUUAUUUUCCGGAAGUCGAGUUUAGUCGUUUUCGCCCGCUUUCCGGUCGCCAAAUGACGUUCGCGGUCUGUUGCUAAAUCAGCCUAUUAGUACAGGUACUGUUGUCCUCUCAUCCGCAAUGUUACGAACAUAACCACCCUCUCGCGCGCAAGUAUCGUCCCUCUUGCUUUCCGUUCUUGCUCGCACCUACGUUAGUUUAGUGGGCCUGUUACUCAGUCAUAGGCGUCCUCUUACAUUAGGCUGAUUCAGCAACAGAACGAGAACGUCAGUUGGCGACGGGAAAGCGCGCAGAAAGGACUACACACGACUUCCGAUGCCCAAUUUGCCGCUCUACCAUUGGUCAAGCCUGUUGUUUGAUUUGCGCGCGCCGUUGUCAACUGACGUUCCCGUUACCGUUGCUAAAUCAGCCUAUUAACAUUUACUACGCCUAUGCCUAGUACAUACUUGUAAUUCUGCCUCUGGAUUCGUCGUAUCUCAAUAAAGUAUCCACUAUUCUAUGUGUGACAGUACCAACUUUUGCGCUAAGUUUAAAUGUUUUUUUACUCUUUUAGGAGUCCAGCCAGCGUCAUAUCGUUAA